Messenger RNA from Ochotona princeps (American pika), 1379 nucleotides. RefSeq names its product aquaporin 3 (Gill blood group) (gene AQP3). Gene Ontology annotation, molecular function: water channel activity; urea transmembrane transporter activity; glycerol channel activity. The record is from RefSeq and is a predicted model, not a curated record. Lineage: Eukaryota; Metazoa; Chordata; Mammalia; Lagomorpha; Ochotonidae. Bases 71 to 952 code for a protein of 293 amino acids. The transcript is spliced from 6 exons. Gene Ontology annotation, biological process: water transport; glycerol transmembrane transport. Gene Ontology annotation, cellular component: basolateral plasma membrane; plasma membrane.
GCUCGAGGCCACCACUCGCUUCGCCCUCCGCAGACUCUUUCCACUGCUGCUGCUGCCGCCUGCCCCCACCAUGGGUAGACAGAAGGAGCUGGUGUCCCGCUGCGGGGAGAUGCUGCACAUCCGUUAUCGGCUGCUGCGCCAGGCGCUGGCGGAAUGCCUGGGGACCCUCAUCCUCGUGAUGUUCGGCUGUGGCUCUGUCGCCCAGGUUGUGCUCAGCAGGGGCACCCACGGUGGCUUCCUCACCAUCAACCUGGCCUUCGGCUUUGCUGUCACACUGGGUAUCCUGGUUGCUGGUCAGGUCUCUGGGGCCCACCUGAACCCUGCCGUGACCUUUGCCAUGUGCUUCCUGGCACGUGAGCCCUGGAUCAAACUGCCCAUCUAUACCCUGGCACAGACGCUUGGAGCCUUCCUGGGUGCUGGCAUCGUUUUUGGGCUAUAUUAUGAUGCAAUCCUGAGCUUUGCCAACAACGAAUUUGUCGUAUCUGGCCCCAACGGCACAGCAGGCAUCUUUGCUACCUACCCCUCUGGACACUUGGACAUGGUCAAUGGCUUCUUCGACCAGUUUAUAGGCACAGCUUCCCUCAUUGUGUGCGUAUUGGCCAUCGUGGACCCCUACAACAACCCAGUGCCCCGUGGCCUGGAGGCCUUCACUGUAGGCCUGGUGGUCCUGGUCAUCGGCACGUCCAUGGGCUUCAACUCUGGCUAUGCUGUCAACCCUGCUCGGGACUUUGGCCCCCGUCUUUUCACAGCCAUUGCAGGUUGGGGCUCGGAGGUCUUCACGACCGGCCGGCACUGGUGGUGGGUGCCCAUCGUCUCGCCCCUGCUGGGCUCCAUCGCGGGCGUCUUCGUGUACCAGCUCAUGAUCGGCUGCCACCUGGAGCAGCCGCCACCCCCGUCCACCGAGGCGGAGAAUGUGAAGCUGGCCCACGUGAAGCACAAGGAGCAGAUCUGAGAGCACAGCACCCCCAGCCCCUCCCUGGAGCAUCCACGGACUGUGCAGGGGCCACUCCCUGGGAGCCACCUCCCUGAGCCUGCCCGGACCACCAAGCCCCCCCUCUCCUUUCACCCUGUUGAACUGUCCCUUUAGGGUAUCCCUGGCACCCUGCCCAGAAAGGACCGCAGCUGUGGUGGGAUGGGGAGGAGGGACAAUACAUCCUUGUUUCAUGGAGGAGAGAACAAACAGCAGGGGUGCGCGCGUGUGUGUAUGUGUGUGUGUGUGUAUGUGUGUGUGUGUGUGGUUUCCCAGGUAUUCAGGACAAGGGACGGAGUGGGAAAAGCUUUGCACUGUUGAGGGGGCGCCCAGAGAAAGACAGGGUCUUAGGAAACGGGGAGCCUGGGAACAGGUGUCUCAGGAGCCCCUUGGGGCGGUGUGCAGAGGG